ACUCGCCCUGCUCCUGUUCCUCUCGCUCUCUCUCGCUCGCCUUCGCUCCGCUCACACCAUGCAGAUCCUCGUCGCUCUUAUCUCCACUCUCUUCCUCGUGUCCGGGGUGAGCACCACCACUGCCUCGCUGGACGACAGAUUCAACCUCCAGAGCAGCCGGGAGAUGAAUCAGGAAAGGAAAGAGAUGAUCCUCAAGCUGUUGUCAGGUCUCCUGGACAAUGCCGCGGUGAGUGGGCAGACGGGGAGCGAGGCCGGUUACCCUGAGCCCGCGGAUGGGGGGCCGGUGAUGUUGGAGGAACGAUCUCGCUACAGCCAACUGCCCCAGCGAAGCCGCAAAGUCCCCUGUAAGAACUUCUUCUGGAAAACAUUCACCUCCUGUUGACGAUAAACAGUACAGACCUCCUACACCCCCCUCUCCCCGUCCCUCUUUCCCCUCCCUCUUCCCCCCACCCCACCCCACAACCUAAAGCACGGGAUGAAACCCACCAGUAACUAAACUGUUUAGCACUGUACAUUUGCUGCUGCUGUUUUUAUUUUUAUUCAUCUGUGAAGUGAAAUUCCUUUCUUGGGCACGGAAAUAAUUAAAGAAAGCAUAACCAUACGUUCACUGCCUGGUGUUUCUUUCUUCUGGUGACAGAGCGAG
Messenger RNA from Callorhinchus milii (elephant shark), 643 nucleotides. Its product is annotated as somatostatin-2-like. Gene Ontology annotation, cellular component: extracellular region. Gene Ontology annotation, biological process: regulation of cell migration. Gene Ontology annotation, molecular function: hormone activity. The record is from RefSeq and is a predicted model, not a curated record. The transcript is spliced from 2 exons. Bases 59 to 382 code for a protein of 107 amino acids. Lineage: Eukaryota; Metazoa; Chordata; Chondrichthyes; Chimaeriformes; Callorhinchidae.